UCGUUAAAUAGAAAAAAGCUGAAAAAUUUAGGAAUAAAUAGUUCUUUUCAUAAUUUAAAAUUCAAAUUUUAGAAAAAUAUUGUUAAGAAAAAAUCAAGAAAAGUUUGGCAUUAUGUAAGACAUAAUGUUCACAUGACUCAUAGGAGCUACACGUUAUUUUAUUCUAUUAAAUACAUUUUGAUUAAAUACAUUGAAGUUACAAUGAAGCGAGAAUAAAAGUGUUACUGUAUUUAUCACAUAAUACGAAAAUUUUGUCGAAUGUUUCAAAACCCUCAAAUGCCUUUCUUAACAAACCAUUUUGAGCAAUACAACAAUGCACUUAGUUAUCCACCCGAAAGCACAUUUAUGGGAAUGUUGCAAUCUCCAUAUUUUCCACAUUCAAUUUCUACUGAUUAUAGAUAUUUCAAUGCAAUAAAUUUAUGGCCUUUCCAACAACCCUUUUUACAAGACCAAAAUCAUAUGUUAGCUUCACUGCCUUCAAUAAAUGCCCCAAGUUCGUCAUUCCUUCCGAUUCCUGGAAAUUAUUUUACUCAACAAAGUCGCAUGACACAGACCGAAAAAUUCGAUUUGAAAAUUCCAAAUGUAGAAAAUGCAGAAAACAAUAUUAAUUUGGAUUCGCAAACAGUAAACCGUUUAAAAAGAGAAUUCUCAUAUAUUAAUACAGAUGGCUUUCGACCAGAUGAUGUAGAAUGUUUAUCUUUUUCUUCACUCCUAAAACCGAAAAUAAGUUUUGGUAAUUGUCCACAACGUGCAGAAAAAUGUGCUUCAAAUAAAGGAUUUUGUCUUGAUCACAAUAUUAACAUGACUAAAAAGGUUAAAAAUUGCGCAGGUACAGUUGCAUCUAAUUUAUUUUCUAAUGUUUAUGACACCGAUUCAUCAAAUGUUCUCAAUAAAAAUGCUGUUAAACUAAAAGAAAAACGAAAAAGAAAAAAGUCUGUUUAUUCAAAACAAUGCCCAAUUAUAGAUUGUUCAAAAAAAAAAGUUAAAGAUGUGGAAACUGUACCUUCAAUAAAAAGUAACAGUUUUACAACAUCAAAUAACUUUUUUUCAAACAACAAUCUGGAAAAGAGGCUAUAUUAUGAAAAUAACGAGUUUUAUGGUUACACUCAGUAUUUACGUAAACUAGCAUCUAUAGUUAGUGAUGUCAACUUUGAUGAUAGAUUAUCUCAAUUGUUUUAUAACCAGUUAUCUAGACCUUUUGAAGAUACUUGUAUGCAAUCUUUAAAAUAUUGUGAAAGAAAUGUUGAUAACUACGCAAGAAUCCUAACAGAAUCAAAGAAAAUGCAAUCAGUGUAUGCAGACUGUAGUCUUUCAAUGCAAUAUGAUAAAUACCCCUUACAAAUGCAGUUUGAUCAAGCUAUGGAAUAUUCAAACCCAAUUCUAAUGAAACAUUUGAGAUUAUCAGUAGAAUGAGUAAAAACUAUACUCUCAGCAAAAAAAUCAUCUUUUUGGGUUUCAUUUUAUGUAAUCGCGUGGUUAUUACAUGGUACAUAAAAAGCAUUUUAAUGCAAUCUUUUGCAAAAGAUUUUAAAUUUUUUUCAGUUAUAUUUUUAAACAUGAGUAAAUGUUUUAAA
Molecule: messenger RNA, 1574 nt
Organism: Hydra vulgaris (swiftwater hydra)
Lineage: Eukaryota; Metazoa; Cnidaria; Hydrozoa; Anthoathecata; Hydridae
Source: RefSeq, a predicted model, not a curated record